Lactuca virosa is the source of this 2047-nucleotide messenger RNA. Lineage: Eukaryota; Viridiplantae; Streptophyta; Magnoliopsida; Asterales; Asteraceae. The record is from the annotation of a GenBank genome assembly.
UUUCUCUCUCUACACAUUACCCCCUUCCUUCCUUUUUUCUCUCUCUCCCUCCCUCUCUCUCUCUAGAAAUCUUCGGACUCCAUCGACAGAUUCCUCCAUAUCGGAUCCAAUUUCUAUUCCAUUCCAUUCCUUCCAUGUCAUCUGCAUUCAUUCGAUAGAAUACCGACGCUAAAGGCGAUUUGAUUAAUUCGAUCCACGGACACUGGCUCUGUUGUCUCUCUCUCUCUCUCUCUCUCUCUCUCUCUCUCUCUCUUCAAACUCUGUCGAUUGGCGUUCGUUUGGAGUAAAAGUUCGGGUUUUUUGGUAUUUCAAUCAGGUUGUGUUCUUCCACUUGUUAAUUUGUUUGAUUCCGUUCUUUCGGAUUGGUUUUUGUGUUGUGGUUACGUCAAUUUAGGUAUCGGUUUUGAACGUUAGGGCGUUAUUAUUCGUUGAUUCUUUAUUUGUACAGUGUUCGUUUUUAAUCAUCUCACGCGGUCUAUAUUUUGUAUUAUAGCUGAUACAAGAAACUCUGUGAAAUUUUGGCGCGUUGUUUUAGUUUGCCCCCAAAAUUGAGGGUUUUCUUGUUAAUAUCUUACGUAUGUUCUACUUUUGUUAACUUUAGGUAUAGGUAAUCAUCCCCAAAAUAAAGAGUUUGAAAAAUAAAACGAUUAAAAAAAUCAGCGACUUCUUCCUCUUUUCCUAUUUCGUUUUGUCAUUUAGUUCGUCUCAGUUUCCUUGAUUUCGGUUUCAUCUCCGGCGAAAUCACAACUUCUUAUUAGGGUUAUAGAAAAUGGCAUUGAAUUUUUCUCAGCGUCCGAUUUUCCCUGCUCAUACGUCGGAAGACAAUUUGGUUUCACCACUGAGAAUGGUGAACGGUGGGUAUGGUGUUGAAGGCAUGUCGGAUAAAGGGGGAGAUGCUUAUGGAAAGCCAAGACAUGGUCAUGUUCAUGGAGAAUUACAUGAUCGAUUCAGCCAUGGAAGAGAGAUAAUCGACAAGAGUGGCUCACCAGAUUCUGUAUCAAAAGAUAUCAUUGACAUGUUGCCAUCUGAUCCAUUUGGCAUGGAUAUUGACAUCAGUACCACUUUUACCGCCAUUACAGGAUGGCUGGGUGAUUUGGAAAUGGAUUAUGGCGAAUACAUGAGGAACAGAAUCACAAAUCACAAGGAAGAUUACGGGCUAUUUGCAGGUUUUAAUUUCUUUUGGAGCAGUGCUAUGAGGUUCCAAUCUUUUCCUACCAAUUUCAUGUAUCAAGAUAAAUGUCCUACUUCUACUCCUACUCCUACUCCAACAUCAUAUACGAUAGUUGAUCAACACAAUGUAGAUGUCAUAAUGUCUUUCGAUCAUGGGAGUCCAAGUGUUCUUGUCCCAAAAUCAGAAGAAUUUGUAAAUAUUUCGUCAUCUUGUCCUGAUGUUAUUGGAGGAGAACCUCACGAGGCUUUUGUUCUAGCUCUUAGUUAUCUUCAAACUAGAGACCUUUUAUUGGUGGAACGUGUUUGUAGAUCUUUAUGUUCCACCAUUCGUAACGAUUCUCUUUUAUGGAGAAAUCUUCACAUUGAUCAGCCAUUGAAUGAGAGAAUCACCGAUGACAUUCUUGUUCAGUUAACCAAUAGGGCUGAAGGUAAUCUACAGUGUCUCAGCUUAAUAAAAUGCCCCAAAAUCACUGAUGAUGCUCUCAAACGUGUUCUCAAAACCAAUCCAAAGUUAACCAAGUUAUCUGUUCCUGGAUGCACAAGACUCACAAUCGAGGGAAUCUUAAACAAUCUAAAAUCCUUUAAUUCAAUUGCUGAAUCCGGUGGAAUUAAACACAUAAGAACAGAAUCGGAUGAUGAUCGAGCAAUAGAUGUUGAAGUGUGCCCUAGAUGUCAAAAUCUGAGGCUUGUUUACGAUUGUCCAGGUGACAGCUGUCAAGAAAAGAAAGAUGAAUGUCCUGAUUUUUGUAGGGCUUGCAUAAUUUGCAUACCUCGGUGUUGUGAAUGUGGGAGGUGUGUGCACAAUAGUGAGUAUGAAGAAACGUUUUCAUUGGAGUAUCUUUGUUCAGAGUGUUUGAAACAGCUGCCACGUGGCUAG